Brachypodium distachyon (stiff brome) is the source of this 6129-nucleotide messenger RNA. RefSeq names its product centromere-associated protein E. Lineage: Eukaryota; Viridiplantae; Streptophyta; Magnoliopsida; Poales; Poaceae. The transcript is spliced from 8 exons. The coding region runs from base 254 to 5668 and encodes 1804 amino acids. The record is from RefSeq and is a predicted model, not a curated record.
AGGAGAAAAAUUAGCGCUUCAAAACCCCAACAAAAAUAAAAAAAGAUUCUCUCUCUCUCUCCCUCCUGCUCUGCUCUCUCUCUACUCCCCAUCGAUCGUCCUGCUACUUCUCUCUCUUAAUUUCUCGGCGGGGUUUAGCGGCGGCGUUUGAUCCUCGGUUGCUGCGGACCAUCGGGAAAGCAAGAGAAGGGAGAAGGAUCUCGACGCCGGGAGCUUUUGGUCUUCCGAGAGAGGAAUACGCUAGUCCUUGGAGAUGGAAGCCGAACAGACUGCAGAACUAAGCUCUGUAGAGCCGACUAAUCUUAAGUCAGCUGAUAAGAGUUUGGUACAUGAUGAUGACAAAGAAAAUAUAGUAAACGGGAAUUCAAAUCCGAAAGUGAUGGAAACACACAAUUAUGAAGAUGAUGGAACAGGGUCUGAUGGUUUUGAGCUGGUGGAUGUGAAGGAAAACUUUGAUUCGGCUAAAAUGGUGGAGAAAGAAAGGGAAAGUGGCAAUGUCUCACCUUUGACAAAGGGAAGUCCCAAAGAGGAUGAAGCAACUGCAGAAUCUGCCAUGUUGAACCAGGAAACAAAACAAUUGGAAGAAUUAUCAAAGCGCAUUGAAGAGCUUGAAUCUGAAAAGCACAAAUUGAUGAUGGAUAUGACAGAAGCAGAAAAUAAACAGGCACUGCAAUACAGUUCUCUGCAAGAAGCACAACGAUCUCUCAGUGAUAAGGAUAAAGAGCUGGCGGAUGCAACACAAUCACUGAGCGAGCUGGGAUCUGAGCUUGAAAUCUCGAAAAGGAGGAUUCAGGAAAUUGAGGCCCAAUUAGAUUCAUCCGCUGAUAAGCUCCACAAGCUUGAAGAGCUGAAGGAUGAAAGAAGCUUGCAUGCUGCGCAGGAGGCGAAGAGGGCUGCAGAACUUGAUAAGAUGCUGGAAAUGGCUCAGUUGAGCAUGAAAGAUAUGGAAAACCAGAUAAGUGAUCUUCAGGAGGAGAUAAAGGGACAUCAAGAUAAGGCCAUAGACCAUCAGCAAGUAGAAGAAUCACUGAGUACCACAAUCUCACAAUUCAAGAUGGUACAAGAGGCACUGGAACUGUCAAAAUCACAAGUUGCUGAUUUGGAGCAGAAGCUUGCCUCUCAGGAUACUAACAUCAGUAAGCUCACUGAAGAGUUGAGUCUCCAUUGUUCAUCUGAAGAAUCGCUGAAGGAAGAAAGUCUUAAACUAGAGACUGAACUCGCUGCCGUGCAUGAAGCGUUACAAGCAAAGCUUCUGACUUUGCAAGAAGUGGAGAUGAAACUGGAAGAGCAGGCAAAGGAUAAACAGACAAGUGAAGCUACACUGGAGAAGCAACGGGUGCAGAUACUCCAUUUGCAGUCUGGGCUCGAUGAAUUAAAUGAUGAAAUUGUAACUCUCAAAGGCACUCUAGUUGACUCUAAUUCGAAAUUAUCAGAGAGAGACUCAAUGCUGCUCCAGGCUGAAGAGGAUCAUGCUAAAACACAAUUGCUCCUGUCUGAAGCAUUGUCACAUAAAGAAGAACUGGAGGUAAAUCUGAAAUCCAUCAGUGAUCAGCAUGGUGAGUCCAAAGCUGUCGCUGAAGAUGCAAACCAGAAGAUUCUCGAGCUUGAAGCACAAAUCCAGGAUCUGCAUGCAGCUGAAGAGACUUUGAAGUCACAGCUGGAAGAGGCUAAGGCGAGCAUUGAACUUGCAGAGAAAAAAAGUUCUGAUCUUGAGAAACAGCUUAGCGAAUCAGAGAAUAAAUUAGUCACUUCAAGUGAACAAGUAAAGUUGCUGGAAGAGCACAUUCAUCAAGAAGUAGCUUCUUCAGCAGAAAAAGAAAAACAGCUUGAAGAAGCAGUAAAGAGUGCAGAGGCAUACCAAGAAAAAUUGAAUGAGUUGCAAUCUUCUCUGGAUUCCUCGACAUCUAAAAACCAGCUACUUGAACAAGAAGUCAAGGAUCUGACUGAAAGAUUCUCAGAGCAUCAACAGCAAGCCCAUUCUGUUCAUGAAAGAAGUCUUGAACUGAAGAGCUUACUUGAUACAUCAAAGUCUGAUGCUGAUGGUGCACAUUCCCGGAGGCAGGAGCUUGAGCAGGAGCUCGAUACCACACAUGCAAAGUUAAAGGAGGUUGAAGCAGAACUAGCACAGUACAGAAGCAAGGUUUCACACCUUUCCGAUGAUCUAGAAGCUUACCAAACAAAAGCAGCUAGUCUUGAAACUGUGAUGGAAGCUGCAAGCAGAAAGGAAAAAGAGCUUAUGGACUCACUAGGCCAAAUUACUGAAGAAAAGAUGAAACUUGAAGAACUAACGGCAGAAUAUGAAGAAAAAUUUCAAGAACACUUGAAGGAAAGGAUUUUGUUUGAAGAGAGGGUGCAGAGCCAAGAAUUGAAGGUGCUUGAUUUAGAAGAGUUGUUGGCAAAACUGAGAGAAGAAAAAGAAAGUGAUGAAAACACCAUUGCUAAUCUGAACAUGCAACUGUCCAAUAAGAAUGAACUGUAUGUGCAAUUGGAGUCCCAGUUAAGCCAGGUUGGAGAUGAUCAUAGCAAAACAAGAUCGCUUCUCUCUGAUGCACAAGCACACAAAGAGGAACUAGAGCUAAAUUUGAGAUCUCUUAAUGACCUGCACACUGAAUCCAAAACAGCCGCAGAGUCUGCAGUGCAGAGGACUGCAGAGCUUGAAAGUCUAGUUGAGGAAUUAAGUGCAGCUGAACAAAGUCUGAAGUUGCAGCUUACUGAGUUUGAGUCAAAGCUAGAAUCUUCUGAGAAGAAGAGCACAGAUCUUGAGCAAGAGCUUAAAGAUGCGACCGAUAAAUGCAAUGAUUCCCGUGUGAAGGUUGAUGAGCUUUCUGGGGAACUCGAAGCAAACAAGGAGAAAUUGACAAGUCUUGAGGCUUCAUUGGUAGAAGCAAACCAAAAGGAGGCCGAAUUGUCAGAGAAGUUGGCUCAAGCUAAUGAAGAAAAGCAGGAGUUUGAAGAACUGUCAAAGAAGGCCACCAUAGCGCAUUUGGAAGCAGAGAAGCAGGUCCAGAUUUUACAGAGUGAUCUAGAUUCUGCACGAGGUAAAAUGGAAGAGGUGGAGGGUGAUCUUCGGGCCCUGGGUGUUAGAGAAAGCUCAGUACUUGACAAGCUUAAAUCUGCAGAGGAGCAGCUUGAGCACAGCGGGAGGGCACUAGAACAUGCCACUUCUAAGAAAAUUGAUCUAGAAUCUCUGUACCAGUCUUUACUUGAAGAUACAGAGAUGAAACUCCAACAAUCAUCAGACAACUUGACUCAGAAGGAGACAGAAUGCCAGGAACUGUCUGAAAAAUUGAGGUCGGCCGAGGAACAAGUGGCAUCUUAUCAAGCAAAAGCAGCUGCAGCCAUUGAAGAGGCGGAAUCAAUGAAGGUGGAGCUCGAAGCCUUUGAAAAUGAGAUUGCUACUCAUGAGACCACCAUUGAGGAAAUUAGGAGCAAGGUCUCCGAUUCUGAGUCGAAGGCUGAGCAUGCGUUGGCUGAGAGUGCAAUAUUGAGUGGGGCAAAUCAGGCCCUGAAAGAAGAACUUGAUGCUAAGCUAGCCAUGCUUCAUGACCUGCAAGAGCAGUUUAAUUCUACUCAUGCUGAAAAGGAAGAUGUUGUUUCAAAGCUAGAUGAGCAUGGAAGAACGAUAGAACAUUUGACUGAGGUGCACAGUAGAGGCUUAGAACUCCAAUCUGCAUCUGAGUCAAGGAAUGCAGAAGUUGAAGCUCAAAUACGUGAAGCUCAUGACACAAUAGUACAAAAAGAUCUAGAAGUUAAGGACUUGAAUGAGAGACUGAUUGCACUUCAGUCUGAAACUGAAAGUUUGAUGCAUGUGAAUGAAGCCUUGAAGCAGGAAAUCAAUGCUAAGCUGGUCAUGGUUGAUGAGCUACAGGAGAAAGUUGCGGCUAUGAGUUCUGAAAAAGAAGAGGCUGCAGAAAAGCUGGCUGUUCAUGAGAAAACAUUAAAUCAUUUGACAGAAGAGCACUCAAGGGGCUUGGAGCUCCAGUCUGCUGCUGAAACGAGGAAUGCAGAAAUUGAGAGCCAGUUGCGUGAAGCUCUUGAGACGAUUGCACAUAAAGAAGCUGAAGUUGCAGAAGUCAAGGAAAAGCUGGUUUCUCUUGAAGCCGAGAAUGCGAAACUGGUUGGUGCGAAUGAGGGCUUAAAUGGGGAUGUGGUUGCCCAGGUGGCCCUGUUUAAUGAGUUACAGGAACGGUUGAACGCUACUCAUGCUGAAAAGGAAGAAGCUGUAGAGAAGCUAGCUGUUCAUGAGGGAACGAUCACACACUUGACAGAGGUUCACACAAGAAACUUGGAGCUUCACUCUGCAGCUGAAUCAAAGAAUGAAGAAAUCGAAGUUAAGCUGCGUGAAGCCCUCGAGACAAUAUCACAAAAAGAAGCUGAAGUUAAAGACUUGAGCAAGAAGCUGGAUGCUCUUGAGACUGAGUUGGGAUAUUAUGAAGAACGGGCAACUGAAGCUGCUGCCAAUGAAGAAAAUCAUAAGGUUAAAUUUGAUGAAGCUGUGCACAAACAGAAGAGCCUAGAAGCACAGCUUGCAGAAACACAAAACAAGGUUGAACUUUUCUUUACAGAAAAAGAAAACUUGCUUAUUGCAAAUAGUACUUUGAAUGAGGAGCUGGAAGUAAGUCAGAACAAGUUGCAUGAAUUACAGCUGGCACUUGCUGCUGCAGUAGCAGAGAAGCAGGGGUCAUCUGAAGAGAUUCAUUCAUUGCGAAAAACACUAGAUGGCAUGAUUCAACGCAAAGAAGAACUGGAAAGCCAGGUAUCGUCUGCACUGGAAGAUCAUGAAGAACUGAAGAGCAAGUACCAAGGUACAGUAGAAGAGAAGCAAUUGUUGAAUGGCAGAUAUGAGACUGCAAAGAAAGAACUUGACGAAGCAAUAGCCAAGUUGGAGGAGAAAAUGAAUUUGGAGAAGUCAGAAAAAGAAAUGCACAUUUCAAAACUUGAGAGACAAAUUACAGUCUCAGAGCUAAAAUACAUGGAGGAGAUCCAGACCAUGCAAGUUGAAACAACCGAGAAGGGGGAAGCGCUUACAACCAAGAUGCAGGAGCAUGCAAAAUUAGUCCACGAAAAAGAUGAGUUGGAGCAACAGUUGCUGGAAAUUAGAAAGGAACUGGAAGGUGCUUACCAUACAAUAGCAAGUCAGGAAGAGCAAACUUCAGUGAGGGAGAUAAAAUGGGAUGCGUAUAGGAAGUAUUCAGCGGAUCAGUUAGAAGCUGAACAGCAACAUGCUGCAGAACUGGAAGUACAAGUAUCAGCUCUUAAACAACAACUGCAAGAAGCUGAUAUUCACUACAAGAACAAGGUAACAGAAGAGAGAGAGAAACUUGCUCUCGUCAAUACAGAGCUCAACAAGUUGACGCAAAAUUUGAGUAAGAGCGCUGAAAUGGAGAUGAAGGUACAGGACCUUGAGCAGAAGUUGCAGGUAGCUUAUUCCAAAUCCGACGAACAGGUAAAGGAUACAGUGGUAUCAACGAGAUCCCGAGAAUUCAGUCUGGACUCGUCCGCGCUGCAAAACAAACAACUCGGCAGUUCUCAGGCUCCUGACACAGCCUCUCCAAACCUGAAGCAGCAACAAAUGCCAGAACCAUCUGGUAUCAUGGCCUUCAAGUUCAUCCUGGGAGUGGCCCUGCUGUCUGUGAUCAUCGGUGUAUUCCUUGGAAAGAGAUACUAGUGCAGUUCCAGUUCUGUGAAGGUCACUUGGUGCCCCAUGGAAAAUCCCAUUGUUAAAAGUUAAAACUGCUCAUGUGAACCUAAACUACUCUAGCUGAACAAAACAUAGUUUGUGAGAUUUGGUGGAUUGCAUAGGAACGGAUUGAUGACUCUUAGGGAGAAGUCAGAAAUCUGAAAGUUUUUAUUUCCCGUCUUGGUGCAAUUUCCCUUUAUUUUAUCUUUGGGCAGCUGGAGCUGGGAAUUUGAUUUUUGUUCAUUCCUAUCCUUUGCAUGCAGAAGGCCAUAUGCAUGCAAUUGGUUUCGCUGUCAAUGAGCUUGUGUUUACAUCUCUCUGUAAAGAAAAGUCAGAUAUCACCAUGGUUUUGAAAUAUGAAGCCUCUUCUAAUUUGUUAAUAGGAAGAGUGUGAGUUGUAAUAUACUCUCUCCGUUCCAUAAUUCUUGUCGAAAUAUUACAUUUAUCUA